This is a messenger RNA of Oppiella nova, 963 nucleotides long. NCBI's taxonomy places the organism in Eukaryota, Metazoa, Arthropoda, Arachnida, Sarcoptiformes, Oppiidae. The record is from the annotation of a GenBank genome assembly.
AUGAAAAUGAUUAGUGAAUCUAAGCAUACAAUUCAUGCCAAUUGUGUUAAGUUUCAAAAAAGUGAUCUCAAGUCUAAAUUUAAUGUCAAGGCUCUGAGACGUCCCUACGAUAGCAUCAAUUCCUGGGGUCCGACAUAUGGCGAGCACAAGAGGUUUCUUGAGUUAACAGACGAACAGUUCCUUUACUUAAAAGAUUACGCCAAAAAUGAGGACAUUUUGUUCACUGCAUCUGCAAUGGACAGCAAGUCAUUGGAGUUUUUGGCGCAAAUAGAUGUGCCGUUCAUUAAGAUCGGGAGCGGAGACGUCGAUAACUAUCCGAUGCUUGAAAAGGCCGCCAAAUAUGACAAACCGUUGUUUGUAUCGACGGGAAUGCAUGACUUGGGAGUGGUUAAGACUGUCUACAACUUAAUCACACCAAUCAAUAAGAGAUUGUGUCUCUUGCACUGCGUGUCUGCAUAUCCGACGCCCUUUCAAGACAUUAAUCUCCAAGUGAUUACUGAUUACAAGAAUUUAUUUCCGUCGGCAGUCAUCGGAUACAGCGGUCAUGAGUUAGGAACUGAAGUUAGUGUAGGAGCCGUUGCUUUGGGCGCCAAAGUGUUGGAAAGACAUCUAACUUUAGAUAAGACUAUGAAAGGGACGGACCACUCGUGCUCUUUAGAGCCUCAAGAAUUCGCACAAAUGGUUACUCAGAUCAGGAACUUAGAGCUGGCGCUCACACCACACAGACCUAAGUGUAGACAGGAGUCUGAGUGGAGUUGUUAUCGAAAACUCGGCAAAUCUAUUGUCGCCAAACAGUUCCUAUCGAAGGGAACGGUUUUGUCAUUAGAUUUAAUUGAUAUCAAAGUCGCCGAACCUUUCGGUAUAAAUGCAAGUAAAGUGUUUGACAUAUUGGGUCUCAGAGUUAAUAAAGACAUCGGAUUUGAUGAAAGCAUUCAAUUUGACGAUUUGUGUCAAACAGACUAA